CAAUUUGAGAAAGAUUGAAAUAGCUAAUGAUAUCUAUGUUGUCAGUACUGGUACACUGGUAGAGGUGUUUCGAGAUAAGUUUGAGAAACUACCUUUAAAUUGCAAAAUCAGUUAUAAGACACGUAUAGUAACAUAUGGCGCAUUGAUAGUUGAAGUUCAAAUUCAAUUACUAACACUAGUAGUAGUAACACUGUAGUUAGUACUACCAAUACUAAUAGUAAUACUAAUUACGAGAAUUAUUAGUAACUUUCCUAAGAUUGAAGGAAUAUCAUAAAUAAUGAUAAACUAUUAAAAGCUGACCCAGUGCCCAUUAUUAUUCUGUUGAUAUAAAUGUAACAGGUCAAUGUGACAGUACAGAUGAAACAUCUUUGGAGUUUAGAUUUUAAGAAGUGAAGUGUUUCCUACUUCAUUGUAAGAACUUGCUGCCUGUACUUAAUUAAAAAAUAGUAGUAAUCUUUAACAGAAGUACUUGCAAUGAAAAUGUCAGCAUUUCUAAAAGUGCAGUCUAUGUGGGAACCUUACUCCCCAGAUUCUCUGCUUGACAUUUGUAUCAAAUAUUGUUUAGAAAAUGACUACAUCAUAUGCAACAUAAACACAGAUAAAGACAGUGAACAACAAACAUCUAGUCUGCGAGAAGGAAUCUCUCUUCAGCUGGGAAUAUGUGAAAGGAUGUUACAAAUAUAUCAAGAAAGAAUGCAUCGUACAGUUGAUGAUACUUUUUUAUGUGUUUUUAAUGAUCCUGUAAAAACAAGAUUGAAAAAAGUAGACUUGUAUAAUUCUAAUAUUACUGAUGAUGGAUUAGAAACUGUUCUCAGACAUGAUAUAGAUGAACUAGGCAUUUCAAACUGCUUUAAUCUGACAGAAAGGUCAUUAGAACUGAUAAAUAGUGCUGGUUCAAAUAUACUGUCAUUAUGUAUCGGGACAACUGUGCAAAUAUUUCAGCAUAAAAUGUUAUUUUUUGAAUUAUUUAUGGGAGAAGAACCUGAAAAAACUGAAAUGUUUAUACUUAAAACUCCAAACUUGAGAAAAUUAAUUUUUAAAGGCCUUGAAGUUGAAGUUCCAACACAUUAUGAUUUUUUCUCGGUUCUUUUAAAGCCUUUAAAGAUGCUGGUACAUUUGGAUCUUUCAUCUUGUUCUCCUCUCAAAGACUUGAGCUGCCUUAAAACACUUGAGAACCUAAUAUCACUUAUUUUGUAUGAUGUACCAAAGCUGCACAAACAUAUAACAACUAUUUGUCAGCUAAAGAAAUUAAGACAUUUAGAUAUAUCCCAGUUUGGUGAGCAGUACAGUUUGUAUGAUGACCCAAAUCAGAUUUUGAGAAAAAUUAUAGAGAGUUUGCCCCAUCUCACUUCAUUGGAUAUUUCAGGCACUAACCUAGCUGGGCCAUGUGUUCAGGAAAGGUUAACUCCUGAAGAAUUGAGUUCAGACAGGAACAUGACUCCUGUACCUCUAAGUGAUAUUCCAGGUUUGAGAAAGAGAUCUGAUAAUCCUUUGGAAUUUUUAGGACUUUAUGGAACUCUUCAUGAAGCUUGUUAUCGACACCAUAUUCCUGCAAAGAAAAUUUCAGGGGAUGCUAAUGAAGAACAAAUAUUUACAGCUGCCCAGGUGUAUUAUGAUAGACCUGAGUGUCUUCUGGAAAUUUUGAAUAAUCUUGCCGAUGUCUUUCGUUAUAGUUCUUGCAGUAAUCUAAAGCUGGUCUUGGAUAUAGUAUUGAUGUCUAUGAAUAGACAUAUACAUGAAAAAUCUAUUCAAAGUGCUGGAAGUGCAUUACUCUACUACAUUGUCAGAGGAGAAGAAAAACUGAAUUUUGGCAUUUAUGUCAAAAGAAACAUUAUCAGAACAUUAUUGGAUGCUAUGUGCAGAUAUGAAAAUGACAGAACUAUGCUACGAAAUAGCUGUUUGACGCUUAUUCAUUUUAAAAUUUCUCAAGAUAUGAUGCUUGAAUAUGAAAAAUUGGUGGAUGUCUUACUUUGUAUUGUGUCCAAGGAUUAUCAAGAUAAAUUUGUUCAGCAAAUUAGUAUCUAUAUGUUGAACAGCCUUGCUUGUGAAGCAGAUGGUGAGCAGAAAAAAGUUAUCGGGGAUCGAGGAACCGUUCAAGUAAUGCUUCAGUUGAUUGAGAACCAUUUGAAUAGAAUGGUUUGUGACGAGGUUAUGGAAACAGCUUGGAGCACCAUGUGGAAUUUAACAGAUGAGACACCUGCUAACUGUAAACGGUUUUUGGAUGGUAGAGGAAUGAAGCUGGUUUUAAAAUGUUUAAAGACAUUCCCAUUCAAGGCAAGUCUGCUUGGUAACAUGAUGGGAUUACUGGGAAAUGUGGCAGAAGUCAAGUCAUUACGACCAAGGCUUAUGACAGAAGAAUACAUUCAAGUGUUCUGUAAUCUACUAGACAGUACCAGUGAUGGUAUUGAAGUUAGUUACAAUGCAGCAGGAAUACUUUCUCAUAUUGCUUCAGAUGGUGUAGAAGCUUGGAGAGAGUCUUCUAUUACCACACUUAAACGAGAGGAUGUUUUGAGAAGAAUGGUUCAAGCCAUUGAGAGAUGGCAUUUGGAUAGUUCACGAAAAAUUCAUUAUAGAUCAUUUGAACCAAUUCUGCGUUUAUUACAUGUUGACCAUACUCCUGAAGCUCAUCAUUGGGCUGUAUGGGCUCUUGCAAACUUAACACGAGUUUAUCCUGAAAAAUACUGCUCACUGAUUAGAAGUGAGAAUGGCAUUGAACUGUUAGAAAGAUUACUUGAGAAUCCUGUAUGCUGUCAACAGAUAAGGGAUCUUGCUCACAUGGUUAUAGAACAAUGUAAAAGUUUUAAAGCAGAGGAAAUCAAUGAAGAGGACAGCUAACACUUUUCUUUGAAGAACAGACAGACUCUUUUAAUAACAUACAAAGAAAAUAAUAAAUUCUUCACCUUCAGAAUUUGUUUAAUUUUUUUUUUUUUACAUGUAAAUGUGCUUGGAUUUCUUUUAAAAAACUGUAGUCCUUGUUGUUUGAGUAAUUUAGAUACCACAUAAUAUAUAAUACAAAAGCUACUCUACCAAAAAAACUGUGAAAGUUUGUUAAAUAUUUUCGGAAUUAUAUAGUGCAUGCAUAGGAUACAUUUGGGUACUCCUUUUUGCUUGAGAUUUAUCUGCCUAUUUCUUAUGUCCUGUAUUUGGGAAUUGCUGAACAUUAAUUUCAUGCCUUUUCCUGUCCAACAAGGAUUGUUAUGUCAGAGGGUGAAAAAAGUGAAUGUUUAAUUUUUGUAUACGUACAUUAAUCUUAUUUUAUUUGUGUUAAUGUUUUGCAAAGGUUUUUGUCUGUUUCAUUAAAAUACAUUUUCAAAAGUU
Molecule: messenger RNA, 3318 nt
Organism: Limulus polyphemus (Atlantic horseshoe crab)
Lineage: Eukaryota; Metazoa; Arthropoda; Merostomata; Xiphosura; Limulidae
Product: protein zer-1 homolog
Exons: 17
Coding region: 475-2835 (786 amino acids)
Cellular component (GO): Cul2-RING ubiquitin ligase complex
Source: RefSeq, a predicted model, not a curated record